This is a messenger RNA of Cicer arietinum (chickpea), 1320 nucleotides long. RefSeq names its product homoarginine-6-hydroxylase 2-ODD-C23. NCBI's taxonomy places the organism in Eukaryota, Viridiplantae, Streptophyta, Magnoliopsida, Fabales, Fabaceae. The record is from RefSeq and is a predicted model, not a curated record.
UUUAAAUAAAUAAAAAAAUCAAUAAUGUUAUGUUGAUUAAACAAACACAAUUCUGGUUUCCCUUUUAAAGGCUACUCCACAUUUAGUUAGCUUCUACAGAAUCCAUUUACAAUCAUCCAUGGCUGCAGACUUUAGCUCCAUCCCCAUAAUUGAUAUUAGUCCCCUUUUAGCCAAAUCAGAUGACCCAAAAAUGGGUGAGGACUCUAGUGUACUUGAUGUUGUCACACAAUUGGAUAAGGCUUGUACCGAGGCAGGCUUCUUUUAUGUGAAAGGCCAUGGUAUUCCUGAAAGUCUUCUCAAAGAAGUUAGAGACGUAACACGCCAAUUCUUUGAACUUCCGUAUGAAGAAAAGGCGAAAAUCAAAAUGACUCCGGCGAACGGGUUCAGAGGAUAUGAGAAGAUUGGAGAAAAUGUAACUCAAGGUGUACCUGACAUGCAUGAAGCUAUUGAUUGCUAUAGGGAAGUGACUAAGGGCAUGUAUGGAGAUCUUGGCAAAGUUAUGGAAGGAUGCAAUCAGUGGCCAGAAAAUCCUCCAAAAAUGAAAGUUCUUAUGGAGGAAUAUAUUAUUCUUUGCAAAGAUCUUGCAAGGAAAAUUAUGUGCGGAAUUGCUUUAGCAUUAGGCGGAUCUCCAUAUGAAUUUGAAGGUCAUAGAGCUGGUGAUCCAUUUUGGGUAAUGCGUAUAAUUGGUUACCCUGCUGUAUCUACUAUGAAUGACAUUGGAUGUGGAGCUCACACAGAUUAUGGUUUAUUGACAUUAUUGAACCAAGAUGAAAAUAUAAACGCACUUCAGGUAAGAAACCUUUCUGGAGAAUGGAUAUCCGCACCUCCAAUUCCUGGAACGUUUGUGUGCAACAUUGGCGACAUGCUUAAGAUAUACUCCAAUGGUUUGUAUGAGUCAACAUUGCAUCGGGUGAUAAACAACAACACAAAAUAUAGAGUCAGCGUAGCAUAUUUUUACGAGACAAACUUUGAUACUGCAGUAGAGCCAUUGGAUACAUAUAAAACAAGGACAAAUGGCCACAGGAAGUUUGAAAGAGCCGUCUACGGCGAGCAUCUAGUCAGCAAGGUCCUCAGCAAUUUCAUACAUGAGUGACUUUGUUUUUCUCUUUGUAGUGAAUAAUAAGUUUAGCAUCUUUUGGUAAGCUCUUGCUAUCAUGUCCAGAUAUACUAAAAUUAAUGUUAAGUCAAAGUAAGUGUUUGUUAUCUAUCAAGGUCUCCCAUUCUUAAAAUAUAUGCUUUGUUUCAGUUUGAAAACUAGACCUGGAGUUUGCACACUGUAACAUAAUAUCAUCCAAUAUAAGCAAAAAUAUUAACCGAAAA